AUGAAGGUCCUCGUAAUUGGUGCGUCUGGCUUCAUCGGCCUCCCCGUCGCACAGGCCUUUGUCCGUGCAGGACACGAAGUGUACGGCGUCACUCGCUCACCAGCCAAAGCGAAGGAGCUCGCAGUUGAAGAGAUUAUCCCCAUCGUCGCAGAGACCACCGAUCCGUCCCCUUGGGUCCCCCUCGUCGCUACACUCGACCUCAUCAUCGACGCCGUCGGGGGCGCCGACGUCCGCACGCUCCAGCCCGCGCUCUUCAGCGCGACCGUCGCCGCGGCGCAGCAGCACCGCCCCGCCGGCGCUCCAAAGCUCGCGUACAUCUGCACCUCCGGCACCUGGGUGCACGGCGAGAGCCGCACCGACAUCGUCACGGACACGACGCCCAUCUCGCGCCCCGUCGCCAUCUCUGCGUGGCGCCCGCCGUUCGAGCAGGCGAUCACCGCGAGCAGCGCGCUCGACGUCGUCGUCAUCCGCCCCUCGCUCGUGUACGGCCGCUCGGGCUCGAUCCUCGCGCGCCUCUUCCGCUCCGCGCACCAGGGCCGCGUGCGGUGGUUCGGCACGCCCGGCGGGCGGUACUCGGUCGUGCACACGGACGACCUCGCGGCGCUGUACGUCCUCGUCGGGGAGAAGGUGUCCCUCCUCGCGGGCAAGAUCUUCGACGCCGCGAACGACGCGACGGAGAGCGUGGACGACCUCCUCCAGAAGCUCGUCCUCGUGUCCCGCGCGCAGGGCUACGACUACGUCCAGGCGACAAACGCGUUCGAUGAGGCGAUCACUACCACGACUUUGAUCCGCCCGUAUCUCGGCCGCGCGCUGGUCGGCUGGCAGCCGCGCAAGGCGGGCUUGGUCGAUCAGCUCGAGGUAUACUAUAACUCGUGGAAGGCGAGUGAAGCGCUGCCGUCCCGUAGAGAGUAUCCGCACGGACGUGUUGAGAUCCUCGCUCUGAGGACGCUCCCCGCGUCGAAGAGCUGCCGUGUAUAA
Fibroporia radiculosa is the source of this 978-nucleotide messenger RNA. RefSeq lists its product as uncharacterized. Lineage: Eukaryota; Fungi; Basidiomycota; Agaricomycetes; Polyporales; Fibroporiaceae. The transcript is spliced from 5 exons. Bases 1 to 978 code for a protein of 325 amino acids. The record is from RefSeq and is a predicted model, not a curated record.